Messenger RNA from Ostreobium quekettii, 459 nucleotides. The record is from the annotation of a GenBank genome assembly. NCBI's taxonomy places the organism in Eukaryota, Viridiplantae, Chlorophyta, Ulvophyceae, Bryopsidales, Ostreobiaceae.
AUGCCCAAGGCCAGCCGCCCCCUUUCAGGGUACUUCUAUUUCGUCCGGGAGCACAGGGCCGCGGUCGCGGAGGAGCUGAGGGCGGCAAAUGGGCCCGACGGCAGCGUGGCGAUGGGGGAGGUGGCCAAGGCGCUGGGGGCGGCCUGGAAGGCGCUGUCGGAGGAGGAGCGGGCCAAGUACGGCGAGUUCGCCAAGAAGGAAUUCGAGGAGAUGAAUCGGAACCAAGCGGAGGAGGAGCGCGCGAAGUGCGGCGAGGAGGCGAGGCAGGAAUGCGAAGACCUUCGGGAGAACCGGCCUGAGGUAUGUUUCCGCGCCGCUCAUCGACUUGCAGGGAAAUUUCGCGCCAUUGGUCAAUUGGCACGACUUUGUGAACCAGAUCAUGAACCAGAGCCAGUCAUUCGAGCGGUCUACCUCGCGAAAGCUCGCGGCCAGCGCCUUAAAGCGUUACUGCCUCCUUAG